AUGCUGCCAAGAUGGGGGCGCUCUAUGCUCUGGAGAAAUAAUAGCAACUUCCUGGGGCUCAUUUGUAUGCGUCAUUCAAGGCGUUGGAUACGAUGUCGAGGGGUUCCUUUUAAAGUAUCAACUCGACGUUAUUUGGAUGAGGGGUUUACAGAGGGACCGUCACGGCGUGAACCUCCUACUUCUAUGCCGUUGGCGUAUAUUCAAGAAUGUAUUGCGGAUAUAGAACAAUAUCGGACUGAAGACGCGAUGUGGUCAAAUGGGACUUUGCGCGAGGCGUGGAAAACAAUACAUCAUUCAUUACAAACGGCUAUGGAAAGAGAGGAUGCUGUGAAGAUACAGCAGAUGAUUGAAAAGGAUUUAGUUGGUUUGGCCUUAUGCACAUCAUACGCGGAGGUGAAACAUCUCUUAUCCAUAUUGCCGCCUUCUCUACGUGAAGCCAUUAUUUCUCAUCCAUCCUUUUCUCAUGCGGAUGUGGAGGAGUUCUUUGUGCACCUCGGUCAGGAGAUGGAGGUGCGAGGUGACGGAUGGGUCGCUCAAUUACCACCCCCAUCUGUCAGCGAGCUUCAGUUUUCCAUUGAGAAGAUUGGUCACUUUGGUGAUGACGGACGCGGUUGUAUUCGGAACACGCCACAUCGUGUUUCCGUCUGGCGUGGUCGUCUGGGGGAGCCGCUUGGCAUCACCAUUCGAGUAGGUCGCUACGUGCCGAACGUCGCUCGGGCUCUCAUUCCUUUGGCUCACAAGGGGAGUGUUCUGAUCCUCUCCAAGGCGGGUAUUGGAAAAACAACUCUUUUGCGCGACCUCGCUGCCUCUCUGUCUCGCGAGCCAUCGAAGCCGCGCGUCAUUGUCGUGGACACAUCCAACGAAAUCGGCGGAGAUUGUCCGAUUCCACUGCCAUUCUUGGGUCGCUGCCGACGGGUGCAAGUUUCUCGUCGUGAGGAUCAGGGUCAAAUUAUGACCCAGAUUUUGCAGAAUCACUCUCCUGAGUAUGUUGUUGUAGAUGAAAUUGCCACAGCUUCCGAGGCCGAGGCAGCAUGGUCCAUGACCCAACGAGGUGUCCAUCUUAUUGCGACGUGUCAUGGGGAAAACCUUCAUGGAUUAUUGCAAAAUCAGUCGCUUAAUCUUCUUGUUGGCGGUGCAGCGCAGGCGUUUCUCAGCAAUGAAGAGCGAAGGCUACGAAAUAAGUCUAAGAAAACGAUUCUAGAGAGGCCGCAUUUGUCACCGUUUCGUUUUGUGGUUGAGCUGAAUUCUCGAAAUAAAGCGCAUGUGUACACAGAUGUCAAUACCGCAGUGGAUCUUCUUUUGGAUGAUCAGGAUGCGAAGCAAAACGCCUCAGUAGGUCAGACUGUGGUGUUGGAUCGCCAUCCGUCGGAUGAAUUGAUGGGGUCGAUCAUAGCCAAGGAGAAGAUUGUCCCACUGAAAAAAAGUUGUAACCCAGGAAUCCAUGGAAGGUUGGAGCCUAAUGAUGAUGGUGACGAUAACGGCAUUCUUGACGACGUUAAUGAUUCUUGUGAUGGUCGAAGAUUCCAAAAACCGUGGACAGGCGGACGCGGAAAGAAAUAUCCAGGCGGUCGGAAGAGAACCGACGAGGAACUAUUGGAGGAUCUUCAGGGGUUCAUCUAA
Molecule: messenger RNA, 1620 nt
Organism: Trypanosoma cruzi
Lineage: Eukaryota; Euglenozoa; Kinetoplastea; Trypanosomatida; Trypanosomatidae
Exons: 1
Coding region: 1-1620 (539 amino acids)
Molecular function (GO): ATP hydrolysis activity
Source: RefSeq, a predicted model, not a curated record